Aspergillus bombycis is the source of this 297-nucleotide messenger RNA. Its product is annotated as C6 finger domain protein. The coding region runs from base 1 to 297 and encodes 98 amino acids. The transcript is spliced from 2 exons. Lineage: Eukaryota; Fungi; Ascomycota; Eurotiomycetes; Eurotiales; Aspergillaceae. The record is from RefSeq and is a predicted model, not a curated record.
AUGACUUCAGCCAUCCCAAACAGUCACUCGUCCUCUUCGCCACAAGGCAACCCCCAAGGCGAAGGGGACUCGUCCAACUGCGAGAAGCGCAGCGGCCCCCGUCUCGCCCACCGUAAGUCCAGGACCGGAUGUCAGCGAUGUCGCGCCCGGCGAGUAAAGCGCGACCUGUGUGUCGCGACUGUCAUCGUCAUGGGAUCCCCUGUAUUUAUGACCGGCCCGCGGAAAAAGGAGCGGCCCCCCCUCAACCUGGAUCCAAUCUCGCCCAUGCGAGCCCAGUCCAUCAGAUUCCAGUCAUGA